CAAUCUCGUAGGAGGUUUGUUGAUGAGGUGAACGCAACUCCAAGACCGUUUAUAUCUCGCGAAUUCAUUAAAACCACUCGCGCGCGAGCACUUUGACGUAACUAGUUGUGACGUACUCGAGACGCGACGCACUACGACGUAGUUACAUAUGUGCGUUUUUCGUACAAAUUGCUAUUCAUCCCGACGACAAAUUAUACUCUCUCCGAACUGUACUGUCGCUUGUCAAAAGUUGGGACAUUUAAAUGGCUCGCUUUUAUCGCGUUUACAAAAUCAAAGAGAAUUUUUGUUCCUUUGCACUCACGAUCGAUUUCCCUUUAAUAUGUUCGCUGUGGUAUGUGAUGGCCGUUUAGUUCUAUUAGAGCACGCUUUUACACGCAAUUUAACACAUUCGUCGCGCGAAAACGCGCGUUUUUAAAUCUCGCCCCGAUUACAUAAAUUAUAUCCAAUAUUGCUUCCGAUUAUGGAAAGAAAGAGAGAGAGAGAAACGCGUACCAGAAUAAAAGGACUAACAUUAUUUUAACAUUCCAUUACGUGAAUGCAUGAAUAAAACGAAGCGUGUAAUGAAAAAACGCUCGCUGGAGAAUUUCACUUCGCGCUUCGUACAAUCGCAAGCGGAUAAAACAACGGGAGCGUUCUAGUGUUUUAGUAGCAGAAAUACCGGAACAACAGGCAACAGAUUGAAUUAUUCCGAACAUUUGCACUAAUCUAGGUGAGUGCAUUCCGUAACUCGUCAUUCCCCGCCGCGGGGUUUUGCGAAAGUGCGCGGCAUCGUUCUCAUACCGAAGAAAGAAGAACCUUUCGAAAAAGGGGAACUCCGCGUCUCGAGCAGAGAGAGCGCAUCGCCGUUUCGCGUUCUUAUCCUGUACUCUGUCAGGUGGGCCCUCGUCGCGAAGAGGAGAAGACGGCAAGCGAGAGCAGAAGAGGAGAAAGGAAGCGAGAGAAGAAACCAACGCGCAUACACACACGUACUCGCGAGAAGAAAGGGUUUAGUGACCUCGUCAUCGUAAUCCUAAGGAGAAGCCGAAGGAGUAGGACGACGACGACGACGACGACGACGUGCACGAGCGCGACGACGCCGUGCGCGACGAGACGACGAGGAGUGGCCGAGAAGAAGAAGAGCAAAUUGGUGCUCCCGGUAACAGGGGCUCAUGAGCACCGUGGAGGAAACGUUGCGUAACGUGUCGAGGCGCGCGAGCAGGCACGGUACACGUGGCGGAUCAGCUGGCGCCGCCGCCGAUUGGUCCGCGGCUGGCGCGCGGGGCCCGGCCCAGCCGGCCCCCGUCACCGUGCCCGGCGCCCCCGCCAGGCCCCAGGACAUCGCGGGCCCGACUAGACGCCAGUCGUCGCGCGACAGCGUCGACUCCGCCGCCGGUCAGCACACCCCACCCGAUCACGCAGACCUCCUCUUCAAGGUGAUGUUACUUGGGGACAGUGGCGUUGGAAAGACCUGUCUUCUGACGCGUUUUCGCGACGGCCGCUUCCUGUCGGGAAACUACAUAACGACCGUCGGCAUUGACUUUAGGAACAAAGUUGUCACCGUCGACGACACGCCGAUCAAGUUGCAAAUCUGGGACACGGCCGGCCAAGAGAGGUUUCGAAGCGUGACGCACGCUUACUAUCGAGACGCACAUGCGCUUUUACUGCUAUACGACGUGACGAAUAAGACGAGUUACGACAAUAUCAGGGCUUGGCUGAGCGAAAUCCGGGAACAUGCGAACGAGGAUGUCGUCAUCAUGUUGCUGGGUAACAAAUCUGAUUGCGGGACAGAGCGUGUCGUUAAACGGGAGGAUGGCGAGCGAUUAGCGCAGGAGUACAAAGUGCCGUUCAUGGAAACGUCUGCCAAGACUGGCCUCAAUGUCGAACUGGCAUUCCUCGCUGUUGCUCGGGAGCUGAAGGCCAGAAAAAGCGACAACCCUGACGAGACGAAAUUCAACGUUCAGGAUUAUGUGCGUCAGCAGUCUCAGCGAAACACUUGCUUCAAUUCCAGCUGCUUGACAACCUGAAUCAUUUUUCUUUUUACAUCAAGUUAAAAGGAUACGCGAGCUGGAAUCGCGUUGAUCGCAUGAGAUAUAUAUGGCGCGAGUUUCGAGCCAUAUAUGUGAGAUUCGUUUAAUUUCCGCGUAAGAUUACUGGUACAUAUAUGGGACACGUGUGAGUAAAAACUUUACACUCGAUUCAUAAUAACUUCAUUAAAUGAAUCGAAAAAUCGAAUAGAGAGACAGUAUUAGCAUUUUUUGUUAAAUACAUUAUUAAAAGAUAUUAUUUUACUUCGUAGAAUACAAAACCGAUUGCGCUCUUAAAAAAUUAGAGUUAGAAAGCUGGAACUUUUCAUGUAGUAUCAGAGAGAAAAGGAAAGAGAGAGAAUGAAAGACAGCGUGAAUCUCGUUAUAAAUGUAAACAUGUGUCAAUGAUUGUUCGCGCAUUAAUGUGAAUAGUUUUAAGAAGAUAGAGAAUCUCAAAUAUACACAAAACACGAGAUGAUAUCACCAUAGAUAAGCCUUUAGCGCUCGAUGGUUCUAAUUUCGCGUACAUCAUAUAUCUGCAUAUAUACAGUGACUUGUGAAAUUGAUCAAAUAUGUUGAAAAUUUCGCGAUUAUUUAUAUAUAGAAAUGCAUUAUUUUAUGGAUAUAUAUUACUUUGUAUUAUAUGUGCAUGUAUGUAUCUGUGUGUACGUACGUAUCUAUUCUUUCUCUGAUAAUAUGCACGAGCCAUAAAAAUCUUUUUUUACCUGCUCACUCCUUUCUCUUAUUUGUUAUGCAUUAAAAACUUUUAAUGAAAUUUUUAAAACAUUCGAUCAACUUCACGAAUAAUUGUAUAUUAAUGUUAAACGCUCAGCGCGAUUAUUAAAAGCAAUCGUAAGCGUAAAUUACAGCUUAUACUGAUUGUCGCACGCCCCGAUUUUAUAAUUAUUUAUUGCGCUGUUUGCAUAAAGGAGUGUAAUCUUCGAUUUGCAUACAAUGUGCUUGUUAAAAGUUAUAUAGCGCGCACGUUUAUUCAAUGUGCGCUUGCAUUCGUCUCGCGGUGCCUGCGUAACAAAAAUAUCAAUGCAAGCUCAGUAUGCUUUCGGCAUACCAAGUAAUGUAGUUAUGAUAUAAUAGUGUCAAAAGAGAGAAACAGAAUAAGGUUUAUGCACACUGUACAAAACAUCAUGUCAUCGUCAUCAACUUUGCUACUUAAUUUUAAUUCUAAUCAGAUUGAGAUUCUUGCCUUCAACAUUAAAAUGUUUUCAAAGUAGAAGAAAUUAAACGAAUUUGUAAUAAAACUGUCUGGGAAAAAAGUUUAUAUAUAACCAAAUGUAAAUAUAUAUAAUAUAAUAUAUAAUUAUAUAUAAAAUAUGUGUUAAAUAUAUAUAUAUAUUUUCUUUCUUUUGUAUAAUCUCAGUUCAUAUACGAAAAAUUAUAAAAAGAAUAAUUGAAAAAUAAUUAGAACAAUAAUUUUUCAAUUAUUCUUAUUAUUUUUCGUAUACAGACAGAGAUUAUAUUAGAGAAAAAAAAUAUAUUUAUAUAUAAUUAUAUAUAUUUAUAUUUGAUUAUGUGUAUGGAUUUUUUCCUAGUUGCAAUAAAGGACUAAAAAAAAAAUAAGAAAGAUUAUUGGAAAAAUGAUAAAGAAAAUAAAAUCCAAUCGACAUUUUUCUUCUAUUUUUUAUUUCAUUUUUCAAUUCAACAUUUACUUUAAGUCAGAGAUCACUCAUUUAUUUUCGAAAUUAUUAUUAUUAUUAUUAAUUUUAAAAGAGGAUAAUCAAACUGUUUGAAGUAUCGAAAUAUAAUAAAUGUAAAAUACUAAAUUAAAAUUAAAAAUAGGAAAAAAAUUUUGACUUGAAUGACGUUACGUAUAUAGUGCAUAAGUGCAUAAGCCUUUGUGCAUCUCUAGUAGAAGAGGAACGUCGAGAAACGAUUCGUAGCUGCCAUCUAGCAAAUCAAUGCGCGAACAUACUUGAGAAUUCCUCUCGAGGGAGUUCCGCGUGAUGCUUCUUACCUUUCUUUUUCUCCUUCUUGUAGCCGACAAGUAUAUGUGCGUUUCGUGAUCGUUAAUAGGCACGUUUUGUAUAAAUAAAUUGAUAUAUUUAUCGAAGAGAUACCAAUUAGUCGAUUGGCCGGUGAUUAUCUCUCAAUAUAAUGGAACAAUUAAUGAAAUCUAUCGGUCGUUAUAGAGUCAGAAUUCUAAGCAAUGUUGCGAACCGUUCUAUCAACAAGAGUCAAUAAGCCUUCAACACUGUUUAAUAAAAUUCUAUUGACGUUACUGUGAGAGGGAUCCAUUACAAUCAGUCUCGAUUUCUUCUUAUCUUGUAACAGAAUUAAUUGAAAUCUAAUUCGAAGACGCGCGCGCGCGCGCGCGCAGACGUUAAUUUUAUAGCAAACCUGAAAUAGGAGAAGAAUUUAGAAUCGGUUUUUGUGUGCAAGAAAUUGGAAGAUAUAUCGCGUUACAUUCCUGUUGUAUAUGAUGUGCAAUAUGUCUUACCUGCAGUGUACAAAUGACAAUUUUAUGUAUCAAAUGUAUAUCACAGAAGGCAUGUCUGAAAAUAAAAAAGCCGACCAGAGA
This is a messenger RNA of Cataglyphis hispanica, 4539 nucleotides long. RefSeq names its product ras-related protein Rab-37 (gene Rab26). The record is from RefSeq and is a predicted model, not a curated record. Lineage: Eukaryota; Metazoa; Arthropoda; Insecta; Hymenoptera; Formicidae. Gene Ontology annotation, molecular function: GTP binding; GTPase activity. Bases 1149 to 2003 code for a protein of 284 amino acids. Gene Ontology annotation, cellular component: dendritic spine; plasma membrane; synaptic vesicle. Gene Ontology annotation, biological process: protein secretion; protein localization to plasma membrane; regulation of exocytosis. The transcript is spliced from 6 exons.